AUGUAUGCGCCUUUUUGCUUUUUGCUUAUACUUGCCCGACGUGGUAGCAAUGUUUCACCUACCCAGCGGAUAAUCACCUCGCAGAAAGGCGUCUGUCUUGAUUUUGAGAGCGUCUCUAAAGAUGCAAAAUCUCAGAGCAAGGAGCUAUACACGUGGGGCCAGGUCCAACACGAAGAUAUUAAGGAUGUAACGGACAGACUCGCGUACCUUAAUUUCGUUCACGGCGCAUUGUCUGCCUCCCUUGCAACUCAAUUGGAUGCCUCUCGUUCAUCCAUGAAGACUCUCCGCAACACUGAGAAGGCUCUUGAACCGAGGCGCAAUAAUCGCUCUGGCCUUGCAAGUCAGAUUGCCAAGCUUGAACAUGACAUGCAGAAAGGGUCAGAAAAGCGCUUGGCCGAUUUCAAACAGCAGCUUGCGAAGCUCGAGGCUGAAGAUGAGUCCGCUGAGAAGGAAGUUGAGAUAUUGAAGAGGAAAGCAGUUGCGGACUCGGAGCGUGCUAAGUGGGCUGCUCUCAGAGAGUAUGGUGAAAAGCUCGUUCUUCUUGCAGAGGCUUCGGCCCCUAUAAUUUCUGCCCUCCCAUCUGUGCCGCCCUCCACCGAACACCCCUACACUGGCGCACAAACCACAGCUGCGACUCGAGCUUCUCUUCAGCAGGCGUUAGAUAACUUCAAGCCAGGAAGUAUCACUCAUUCUUUCCAACCCUCUGUCGCCGAUAUCAAUCGGACGGACUCACGAAGCUUCGGUGUUACCCACGCGGCGGAACUGUCAAGCAUUGCUUCACUGAACUUGCCUGGGCAGCAACAAGAGGAACAAGCUGAUACAGCGGUUCACCAGGCUGAUCUACCCCACCCUACCGGAGGAACAGGAGCAUCCCCGCCUCCUUUUAAUCCUGGUGCACUGAAUAAUGCGCCGGCCCCGAUCCCCCCGAAGGCUUCGCCUCCGUCUGGUCAAGCCAGCGAAACGACCACCGCGCCUUCCGUUGUAUCCAACGUUUCCACGUCUCCUGCGGAGGCCAAAACUACUCCGCUCCAUGUACCCGAACCCACCGUCGCGGAGACCGGUAUCCCCAUAUCUGCUGGCGUGGGCGGACCAGGACCUGCUAGCGGAUCUCUCAAAGACUUGAAGGCUGCGUCUCCACCAUCUGCCACGCCAUUCGGAGCUGCGCCUGGAUACACUGGAAGUUCAGGUCCGGCUGCUGGAAAGCUUGAGAGUGCAGAGGACGAGAAGGCACGACUCCAGCGCGAGGAACGGGAGCGUCUACUACACAACACUGGUGCAGCUCCACCCGCACCGCAGAAGUACGAGACGGCUGAAGAGGAGAAGAAGCGUCUCGAAAAAGAGGAGAGGGACAGGCUACUGAAGGAGGCGGAAGCAAAGCAAGGUGGAUCCGGAGGCAAGGAUGCAGAAGGUGAUGGUUCUACGCCUCCUCCGUACCAGGACUUCUAA
Fomitiporia mediterranea MF3/22 is the source of this 1446-nucleotide messenger RNA. RefSeq lists its product as uncharacterized. The record is from RefSeq and is a predicted model, not a curated record. Gene Ontology annotation, molecular function: lipid binding. Bases 1 to 1446 code for a protein of 481 amino acids. Gene Ontology annotation, cellular component: eisosome filament; plasma membrane. Lineage: Eukaryota; Fungi; Basidiomycota; Agaricomycetes; Hymenochaetales; Hymenochaetaceae. Gene Ontology annotation, biological process: negative regulation of protein kinase activity; endocytosis; eisosome assembly. The transcript is spliced from 4 exons.